AUGAAUGAUCGAGCAAAAGACAAGGCAGCAUUAGGUUAUGAUUACAAAGCACCGCUAGAAAAACAUUCAUCACAGACAGAUGCAUCCAAAGGAUUUGGUGGAAAGUUUGGUAUUGAAAAAAAUGCACAAGACAAAUCGGCUGUCGGAUUCUCUCAUAAAGAACAAGUUGAAAAACAUCCGUCACAAAAAGACUAUAACAUUGGUUUUGGAAAAAUUGGCGGUCCAAAGUCUGAAUCAAACAAGGCUGUUGAAUCUAGUGAUCAUCACAUGUCAAAAAAUAUUGUUGAGAAACAUCCAUCAACUAUUAGCUCACAACCUGUGUCCGGUAGUGAAGGUGUGAAAAACAUUCGUGCCAGGUUUGAAAAUAUCAAAAAAGAACAAGAAGAAGAAACAGCCAAACGAAUUGCUGAAGAACGUUUUCAACGAAAUAAAGUUGAAAGUGGAAAAGUGCCGUUUUCAUCAUCUGCUGCCAUAAUAGCGCCGUCGGUCUCUGUUAAAAAUGGUCAUGAACGACAAUCUUCUCCAUCACCACCACCACUGCAAAGAAAGGAAGAAGAGAAUGCAGAUAUUUAUGAAAAUAUUGAUGUGAUACAACAAAUUGUGCAAAAACCAACUGAACAGCCGAAAAUGAUCAAUAAUAAACGAUUAAGUAAUCAAGAAGAAACGGUGAAACCACAAGUAAUUGGAGGAAUGGAUUUAUCUGGAUUGAGACUUCGAAAAAGACAUGAUUCGUCUGAUUCACAAAAUCAAGAAGAAAGUACAGAUGAGGAAUGGGGAGAUCAGAAAUAUAAAAAGCAUAUAACAAAAAAACCUUCUCAAGAAGAAGUAAGAUCAUCGAUCAAACACGAACCACAGCAACAACAACAACAACAACACGAGGAGCAACUGCUGCAAUCAAACCAAUCGCAGAUGUACUCUACGGUUGAUGAAGUUAUAAAAUGUCGAGCACUAUAUGAUUACGAUACAGGUUAG
This is a messenger RNA of Didymodactylos carnosus, 972 nucleotides long. NCBI's taxonomy places the organism in Eukaryota, Metazoa, Rotifera, Eurotatoria, Philodinida, Philodinidae. The record is from the annotation of a GenBank genome assembly.